AAUUGUUUUCUUUCUAAUCACACGAGGUCCUCUUUACCACUUUCGUACAUGACCGAAGCCUCUUAUUUUAAUUUUGUUUGCACAUUGUUUCCCCUCUUAUAUUCUUCAGCAUCGACGACCAUUAUUGCCGCUACGUAGCAACUCUUGACUUUUCCCCCCAAAGACAUUAGCUGCAACACACCUAAGGUUGCCAGGUACCUCCGUCUACCUACCUACUUAAUUAAAGAGCCGGAAUCUUACGCGCGUAAGGUGUUGAGCUGCCUUAUUUGCUUUGCUUCUCCAACUCCCGACGGUGCGCCAAAGUCGCCUCUGAUUCGGUUGACGUCCUCGGACAGUGUCAGGCCCUGGGCUUUUGACAAACCUCAGCUCCAAGUCCCCCCCUGAGUAGCCGACAAUCCAGAUCGUCCCUUAUAAACCGCUGUGUCGGCAGUCGUGACCAUGAGCAAAAUAGGGUCAGUUUCUGGUCUGCGGGCGAUGUUUGAGAGUGGCAACAAGGAGGAUACGCCAGAACGAGGGAGGUCACCAGGUUUAUCUGCAGGCACAGAAUCACCUCGCCCGCUUUCCAAGAUUCGAACCAAUUUUGUCGCAGUUGUUGAAAAAGACGGCAGGGUGGGACUAAAAAGAGACCCCAGCUCCGACUCCGUACUCUCCAACUCCAAGAAAACAUCCGACGACACAGACAUCCAAUCAACCACCGCUUCAAGGUCACAGUCGGCGCAAGACACACCUCCAUCCUUUACCGAUCGACUUCAGCAACAGACCAAGCCAUUUCAAAUGGAGUCAAUUCCACAAUCGCCGUUGCACGACUCACCGAAACCAAGCCAGGAUGCCACAUUCGCUCAGCGGACGCCAUCGGCCCCCGGUAAAUUUGCUUCUGGUUCAAACGAUGACAAGACUACGGGUCCGGCACAAGUUGAGGGUUCGAGCAUAACUUUCAAAGCUACAAAGCCCGAUCAGGGUCAAAAUCUUAAUGGAAAGACGGCUGUUGAGAGGGACAAACCCAAGGCUGCAACCAAGGCUUCUCCAGCUAAGGAAGCGGCCAAGGCAGAUAACGGCAAGACCGAUGCCAAAGGGCCAAAGGCACUAUCCGUAACGACAACGAAAAGUAGCAGUCGUCCCGCCAAGUCUCCCGCUGCGACCAAAACCCCAACUAGCCCGGCCAAGGGUCCUAAAUUACCGGCCAAGACUCCGGAGAAGAGGACUUUGGACCCUCAAAAGUCUGCCACGCCAAAGCUCACCCCCAAGGCGGCUACUAAAGCAACAGGAUCUGGCACUGUAACCAAGAAACCGCCCACGGUUCAGAUUUCCCCAUCUGAUAGCCUUGAUCGAGGUGUGGGAUUCGUCAAGCCCAAGCCCAAGUCUCCAACGCGGCCUGUAGCGCUCCCCGCAGGUCUCACCACACACACAGCUGCAUCUGCCACUAGGACAGGGACUGGUCGGCCGUCAUCGUCACGCCAGUCUGGUAGCUACCAGAAUCCUGAGUCAAGGUCCCCGAGUAGGACUAGCACGACGACGGGUGGCACUUUGAGGAGGCAGAGCUCCACUAUCAACCGACCUAGGCCAAGCAUUGGGCCUCCGCCCAAGGCGGCGGCUGUCGACCACCCUGUCACGAAGCGGGAGAAACCUGUGGACGAGGGUUUCCUUGCGCGCAUGAUGCGUCCAACACAGGCCUCCAGUUCCAAGACGCACGAGAAGGUUGCGGCAAGCCCACCUCGUAAGACUCCGGGUAUCUCCACUGCCACGAAGCGCCCCGUUGCCAACAAAGAUAUCGUCGCAGGCGCCGCCAAGAAGACAGUUGCUAAGAGUGAUGCCGCGGUGAGGAAGGCCUCGUCCAAACCUAUCGUGGCCAAACAACCCAGCGAGUCCGAAGAAAAGGCAGCCUCGCAAAAAGGCGCAGCUUCGAAGACGACAAGUAAGCCGAAGUCGCAGGGGGUUGGUGCCAAGACGGGAGGCAAGCCGGAGGCUGCAAAGGCUCCAGAGCCAAUGCCCCAGGCAGCACCAGCGCUCGAGACAAAGCCAGUGUCCGAGCCAGAGCCGGUGCCAGUGCCCCAGGUUAAGACCCUGGAACCCAAGACAGAUGAGGCGCAUGUCGUUCCGGCAGAAGCUUCCGAGGUGGAUCCUGUCGUGGACGAAGCAUCCAAGACGAGCCAGCAAACUGUGGAUCUAAAGACAGAGUCUCCGGGACCGGAAACUGCCGAAGCGACUCAGUCAGCCGAUCCUGUCGAGAUUUCUCCCUCUGAGGAUGUCUCUGUCGCGACCGAAUCCGUUCCUGUUGAUAACGAGGGUUCAGUAGAGCCUGCUCCGGCUGGGCUUGACGGGUCUCUGGCAGAGACUAGCUCUGAGAAGGAACCAACAGAACCCAAGACGCCCGUAGAUGUGACUGAUGUUCAGGAAUCCACAGGUGUCACUGAGGGGUCCCCUGAAGCGGAAGUCAAGCCGAACAACGAGCUGGAGUUGGAACAAGCAGAGGAAGCUACUACGGUAGUAGCAAACUAAAAGAUGUGGGCGGGUCGCAAAGUCCGUAAGGUUUAUAUGUUUGCGGGGAUUUUUUUUUCGUGUUCUACGUUGACUUGUACGGAAUAGGAGAUGCGCACCUAGGAUGCACUUUCACUGUCAGAUCAGAGUUGGUAUAAGCGUGCUGCACAUACUCAGCGAACCCUACCUACUUUAGGUAGGUAGGUACCUAUGUAUACCACGAUUGUGAUUGAACAUGUCUAAAGCCCC
Pyricularia grisea is the source of this 2724-nucleotide messenger RNA. RefSeq lists its product as uncharacterized. The transcript is spliced from 2 exons. The record is from RefSeq and is a predicted model, not a curated record. Bases 439 to 2496 code for a protein of 685 amino acids. Lineage: Eukaryota; Fungi; Ascomycota; Sordariomycetes; Magnaporthales; Pyriculariaceae.